This is a messenger RNA of Aspergillus fumigatus Af293, 1233 nucleotides long. RefSeq names its product pyridine nucleotide-disulfide oxidoreductase family protein. The record is from RefSeq and is a predicted model, not a curated record. Gene Ontology annotation, molecular function: NADH dehydrogenase activity. Lineage: Eukaryota; Fungi; Ascomycota; Eurotiomycetes; Eurotiales; Aspergillaceae.
AUGUCUUCCAAGAUAGUCAUCAUUGGUGCUGGAUUUGCCGGAGUCUGGAGUGCACUCUCAGCAAAGCGUCUCAUCACCUGCAGGAGCAAGGAGAGUGAGGUCGAGAUCAUCGUCAUCGCUCCCGAGCCAGUUUUAGUCAUGCGCCCACGACUCUAUGAGUCCAAGGCCUCUAGUUUGAUUCAUCCUCUAGAGACCCUCUUUGAAGAGGCCGGCAUAAGGUUCGUGCCUGGGGUCGUCAAGACCAUUCACACCGAAAGGCGCGCUGUUGAAGUCCAAUGUGCUUCAGGGUUCGAAUCGACUAUCGACUACGACCGCCUCAUCCUUGCUGCUGGGAGUUCCGUCGUACGACCUCAGGGCGUCGCAGGCAUUCGCCAACAUGCUUUCGAUAUCGAUUCUCUGAACUCCGCUGUCAAGCUUGAAUCUCAUCUCAAUGGUCUUGCUUCACUUCCGGCAAGCCCUGGUCGCGAUACGGUAGUCGUGUGCGGUGCCGGCUUCACAGGUAUCGAGCUGGCCGCUGAGCUGCCUAGACGGCUUGGCCACAUUGCCAACGCUCGCGUGAUCUUGAUCAGAAACGCAGAUGAAGUUGGGCCCGAUUUCGGAUCCAGCCCUCGCUCCACAAUCACACAAGCGCUGAAAGACCUUGGCGUUGAGGUUAGGCUCGGAUCCGGAGUAAAGGCAGUUGAUCCGGAUGGCGUCACUCUGGCAUCUGGCGAGCGUAUUCAAACAAAAACUGCGAUCUGGACUGCCGGCGUGAGGGCUACACCGUUGACACAGCAGAUCCCGGGGCCCAAAGACGCUUUAGCUCGCCUUUAUGUCGACCAGUAUCUUCGCGUUUCGUCCGUUGACGGUGUCUUUGCUACAGGUGACGCCGCCUGUGCACUGGCCGAUGGCAAAAAUCAAUAUUCGUUAAUGUGCUGUCAGCACGCGCUUCAGCUUGGUCGUGUUUCAGGGUACAAUGCCGCAGCGGAACUUCUUGGUGAGCGCCUCAUGGGGUACACCCAGGCUGCAUAUAACUGCUGUCUUGAUCUCGGAUCUUGGGGCGCCCUAGUCACUGCUGGCUGGGAGAGAGAAAAUAUCAAAAUUUCUGGAGAUAUAGCAAAGCGAGUGAAGUGCUAUAUCAACCAACAGUUGAUAUACCCCCCUACCGAUGCCCAUCAAGCACUCGCAUUCGCUGACCCUGUUGGCCCCGAUUCUGACCAGCUGUUUGAACAUUUGGUUCGCGUGGUCGGAUAG